AUGGAGUUUCUUCGUACUCAUUUCGAGAGGCUCAAUACCUUUGUUGGGGCUUCAACUUUCGGACGAGUCUUUCGUCUCGAAGGCUGCGGACAUGAGAAAGAGAUCAAGAACGCACGGCUUACCUCCGAGAUCCGCGCCGGUUUGACGACGUUUUUUACUAUGACAUACGUCAUAUCUGUCAAUGCCUCUAUUCUGGCAGAUUCGGGUGGUAAUUGCAUAUGCAACGAUGCUGCCGAUCCACUUUGCAUGAACAACGAUGAGUAUGCCGUCUGUGUCCAAGAUCUUAACCGGUCGCUCAUCACAGCAACUGCGGCUGUUGCAGGCUUCAGCUCUGUCUUGUUUGGCUUCCUUACCAACAUGCCCGUCGCCCUCGCACCUGGUAUGGGUUUGAAUGCAUACUUCGCAUACCAAGUUGUUGGUUACCACGGUAGCGGCAUUAUACCGUACAAUCUCGCGCUCACCGCUGUCUUCAUAGAAGGCUUCAUCUUCGUCGGAUUGUCGCUGAUCGGCAUGCGCCAGUGGCUGGUAAAAGCCAUCCCGAACUCGUUGAAAAUCGCUACGGCCUGUGGCAUUGGACUUUUUCUUGCAUUGAUUGGUCUGAGCAAUGACACUGGUAUUGGUGCAAUCAGCGGAGCGCAGGUUACCCCGCUGCAAAUCGCGGGCUGUGCGGAUAAGUACAAGGACGACCUUGGUAUUUGUACAAGCCAUAAGAUGACCUCUCCUACCUUUUGGAUAGGACUCAUGUGUGGAGGCGUUAUCACCUCUUAUCUGAUGAUGUACAAGGUCAAAAGUGCCAUGAUUGUUGGCAUUUUGAUCGUUUCUAUAACCGCAUGGCCUCGAGGCACUGAAGUGACCUUCUUCCCUUACAACAAAAUCGGAGACGACCGAUGGGAUUAUUUCAAGAAGGUCGCUUAUUUCCAUCCGAUCAACCACACUCUCAACACGCUGGACUGGGACAUGUCACAGCAUACCUCUCAGUUUGUGCUUGCUCUUUUCACAUUUCUCUACGUCGAUAUUAUCGACUGUACAGCUACAUUGUACAGCAUGGCUCGAUUCUGCGGUGCAGUGGAUUCAGACUCUGGCGACUUCCCUCGAUCUACAUUGGCUUACUGCACUGAUGCAUUCUGUAUUUCUGUUGGCGCUCUUCUGGGUGUCUCACCGGUCACAGCUUACAUUGAGUCUGGAGCGGGCAUUGCAGAAGGUGGCAAGACCGGACUGACUGCAAUUACCACCGGUCUCUGCUUCAUUCUUUCAAUGUUUUUUGCCCCUAUCUUCGCAUCAAUUCCUCCUUGGGCAACAGGAAGUACACUCGUCAUCGUUGGAUGCUUGAUGAUGCGGCAAGUCACAAACAUUAAUUGGCGAUACAUUGGAGAUGCCAUUCCUGCCUUCGUUACCCUCAUGUUCAUUCCUUUUAGUUACAGCGCAGCUUACGGCCUGAUUGCUGGUCUGAUGAUGUAUACAACGCUUAACGGCAUGGCAUACCUCACCGAGCUGAUAUCUGGUGGCCGCAUCAUUCCCGAUGAUAGAGAUGCUCGGGAAUACUGGUCCAUCCGACCACGUGGUAGAGACCCUUGGUUCGUAAGGGCUGGCCAGGGCAUAGCAGAUCGUCUCAUUAGUGGACGCAAGAGUGACGGCUCGUCGGUCAGAAGUGGCACUCCCUCCUGGCACCACGAGAGGAUCGGAUCGAAGGGCUCGAACCGGGAGAUGCACACGAUGACCAUCAAGCCAAACGACCCAACGGAUCCCAGGCUUGAGAAGGUCUUGCGUAAGCUCUGA
Molecule: messenger RNA, 1776 nt
Organism: Ascochyta rabiei
Lineage: Eukaryota; Fungi; Ascomycota; Dothideomycetes; Pleosporales; Didymellaceae
Exons: 8
Coding region: 1-1776 (591 amino acids)
Biological process (GO): transmembrane transport
Cellular component (GO): plasma membrane
Molecular function (GO): purine nucleobase transmembrane transporter activity
Source: RefSeq, a predicted model, not a curated record